CCGGAAUCUCGUCCUUCUGGUGCUGGCCUCACUUUUUCAUCUGAGCCCGACCCAAUUCUUUUUCAGGAAGGUUCCCGCCUCUCUUCUGCAUUUGUUGACUUCUUGAGUGUCCUGGAAACCCUCUCUGUGGGAGUCUCUGGAUCGCCUGUUGGUGGGAAGAAUUUCUCAGGAGCACGACUUCCGGCCUGAAAGGGACGCUUGCUCCCUUUCCUCCCAGGCCGCUUCCUCCCCCCAACCCCCGCCACGCGAGGCUGCGGCGCACGGUAUGGGUGUGUUUCUGUGUAUGUGUGUAGGGAGGGCGUUUGGAGGGAAGGUUACCGGGAGCUCCUUCGCCGCUGGGGGGCAGGGAUCCCGAUGACAAAGAUGGGGGUAAUUUCUCUGUCUUCCUCUUGGGAGCCUCAACCCCCACUUGAGGCACUUUAGAUACUUCUUGGGGCCCAGUCGAGGGUCUUACCCGUCCAAAGCGUCCCCACUGGGAGCGAAACCCGACCCCCGGGUCCAUCCCAGAGGAGCGUGAGUGGGGAAUGCCCCAGCCAACCCCGGCGUCCCGAUUCCGCGCCGGCGCAGCCUCGGGCCUCAGUCUGGAGAGGUAUCUGCGGGUCGGUCUAGGCUGAGGGAAAGGCAGCCGUUGCCUCGGGCACGGGUGAGGGCAGAAUAACCCGUGGGAAGGCUGCGUUUUCACGAAGGACUCGGGUGAUGCUGCAGAGCUGCCUUUGAGCCCUGACUCCUUGGCUUCCUGGGUCGGAGGAGAUCUUAUAAUGGAGUGGUUCUUCGUCUCCCACUAACAAGAUGCCUGAUUUCUUCAGGAUCGAGGGAUUGAAGAAUGUCCCGGGUUCCAUUGGGGAAAGUCCUCUUGAGGAAUGUCAUCCGGCACACAGAUGCUCAUAAUAAGAUUCAGGAGGAAUCAGAUAUGUGGAAAAUAAGAGAAUUGGAGAAACAGAUGGAAGAUGCUUACCGGGGGACCAAAAGGAAAAUGUUACCCAGCAGUUCAAGCCGGAUGCGUAGUGAUGGUUUUGAUGAUGAAACUCAGAGAGACUAUUGGAGGCCAAAGAAUGAAAUUUCUGGAGCACUGGAAGAUAAUUUUCUUAAGGCUAAAUCCUGGAACAAGAAGUUAUAUGAUUAUGAAGCUAACAUGCCAGACAGAUGGGGUCACAGUGGUUAUAAAGAGUUAUACCCUGAAGAGUUUGAAACAGACAGUAGUGAUCAGCAAGAUAUUACCAAUGGAAAAAAAACAUCUCCCCAGGUAAAAUCAUCUACCCAUGAAACUCACAAGCACAAGAAGUCAAAGAAAUCCCACAAAAAAAAGCAGAAAAAGAAGUCACACAAAAAACAGAAGAAAAGCAAAAAGGAAGUCACAGAUAUAACGGCAGAUACCUCAAGCGAGUUCUCAGAAGAAACUGGAGCUUCUAGUACUAGAAAACAACCACAUAAGCGUAAGAAAAAAUCCAGGAAAAAGUCUCUCAAAAAAUCUGCUUUAGUCUUAGAGGCAGAAAGUGACACUUCUCAGGCAGCUGAUUCUGCAUCCAGCAGUUCUGAGGAAAGUGAGGAAAGAGACACUAAGAAAACCAAAAGGAAAAAGAGAGAUAAAAAAGUUCAUGUCCCUGUAGUAAACAAUGAGAUACAGGAGAGGACAAACAAACGCACAAAUUGGAAAGUGGCUACAGAUGAAAGGUCUGCUGAGAGUUCAGAGGAUGACUAAAUGCAAAAGAAACAUUCUUCAGUUUCCCAUGUGACUGGAUAUUUACAGCUCUUGCACCUUGGGGCUUUGCCAGUGACUACUGCUCAGCACAGGGGGCUUGAGGUCAGAGCUGUUCCGUGCCAUCUAUAUGCGUUCUUACAGACUUGUCUUCUAUUUUGGCUUGUUAAACUUGAUCCUCAUUGUUAAUAGGGAAUUUGGUAUUUUGUUAUGAAAGUUUCUUCAAGAGAUUAUUUUUUGCAAUUAAUUACAUUCAGCAUAGAGUGCAUAUAUAGCAAAUUAAAGGACCCAGAAAGCUGAAUCCAGUGACCUGGGUACAACAAUUGAAAUGUUGAAUUUUGGGGAAAGCAGUACUGUGUAGAAUGGUAUAAGGGAACAUUGUGUUGCUCCCGUUGAUUUAUGUAGCAGGUGCCACUUGACUUUUUUUGUCUUCAGCCUUGGUGCUUUGAUUUUUAUUUUGGCCCCACACAUGGUCCAAUAAGAACAGAUUUUCCCUUUAUAACAUCCAGACAGCUGUUACUAGAAGAGGCUAGGGUUUUCUGUCAAAUUUACCUGCUGGACAGGAACUGUAGCUAUACUUAGUAUACCCUUAAAACACGGUAAUUGGAUAGUAAAUGGUUUUCUAGUUCCAUUGCUGUAUAUUGCCUAAAUGGACUUGUGUUUAAAAUUAUUUCUGCACUUGUCUUAGGUAAGUCCUCAACCAAAUGGGGAAGAAUUCGGAGUCAGUCAUGCUAAUGGUGCUCUGAACAGGGUUCAGGGCAGCGUCUGCCAUUUAAAUGUUGUCCUCCUCGUUCAUUUCUAAAUCUAUUAAUGAAAUUUAGAUUUUCCCUGAACUAGGUUGAAUCAGUUCCAAAAUGAAACAGGCUUCUCAGGGACAUACCCAAUUCUUCCCAUUCUGCCUUUGGAUUAAAGAACCAAGCAGAAACCAUAUUAUUUCCCUUUACUAGAUGCUACAAUCCCUAUGUUAAUUCUUAAGAAACCAAAAUCACACUGAAAGUGAAAGAAAGCUGGCAGAAUACAAGUUAAUUUUUUCAUUAUGGCAGACGAUCAGGUGACAUUGUUUUUCCUGGUUGUCACUACAUGGGCUAAGUAAAAAGCUUGAAAACUCAAGACUCGUUGUCUUGGUUCUGCCACUAAUUGGUUAUGUGAUCCCGAGCAGGUAGUUAAAUCUCCCUGGCCUUACUUUUAGCCCCAUGUAUAAUAACAGAAAUACUUCAUGGUAAAAUGACAGUGUAAGACACCAGCAACAGAAUAUAACUAUGACAACAUUUCAUGAGGUGGUAAUAUUUUGUGGUUCUAACUACUAAAUUUGUUCUCUUUAUAGAUUUCUAAUAAAAUGCUUAGUCAUAAAAUACAUGGUUGGCCAGAGGUUCCCUAUCCUGUGACUAUAAGCAGGUGCUACCAUUUGGGAUAUGUAUUUGAAAUAGUAAUACUUUAGUACUGAACUGUCAAUGUUCCAUGGUGUAUAUUUUUAUCUUUGGGAUUAACAGGGGCCCAACGGGGGGAAGAACAGUCUAUAAUUACUACCUCUUCACCUAAAGCAAUUGUUUUUGUCUUGGAGCAAGUGAAAUCUUUGUUGUUAAGGAGUGUUCACUUUUUAUUUAUUUUAUUUAUUUAUUUAGCUGAGCCAUCCUGCCACCUAUUGGCAGCUCAGCUCGGGCUGGAAAUCAAACCGCUGUUCAGAGCACACACACUUGAGUGAGCUAUUAAACCACCUGAGCCACUCGGCUGGCCCUUCACUUUUUUAAAGCACUGUUUCUGUGCUAUGACAUGAUUCUAAGCACUCAGGAAGAUGGGCAGUGGCACAAGACAUCUCCAGGAAGUUGAUUCUGUUUGGGUCUUGACCUUCCCUUCCUCCCAUACUAGCAGGCCUCUCUCUUUCCAAAGGAAUGCAUAUCUUGCCUGUUUUGUUUUUUUGCCAUGUUUACCUUUUCUUGGUCAUGUAUAAGCAAUAAAGCUGUUUUCUGUUCUUCA
Hipposideros armiger (great roundleaf bat) is the source of this 3670-nucleotide messenger RNA. RefSeq names its product NKAP domain containing 1 (gene NKAPD1). The coding region runs from base 824 to 1699 and encodes 291 amino acids. The record is from RefSeq and is a predicted model, not a curated record. The transcript is spliced from 6 exons. Lineage: Eukaryota; Metazoa; Chordata; Mammalia; Chiroptera; Hipposideridae.